UCUUUACUCCCUCUCGAUCGCUAGCUACUCUCACAAACAAGCUGUCCCAAUGGAAAAGGCUCUUCUGAGGGGACAAUUAUAUGCUUACUCAAAGCUCGAUCAUGAAGAUCCAGAAGAGAAAAAACAUCGGCAGGCACAGUUCUUGAUCCAUAAAGUACUUUUUCAGGGGGAUAAUCUAAGAAGACCAUCGUUUUUGAGAAUCAGGAUAUGCAAGCUGAAGGUUAAGAUUGGGAAGAGACUAAAGAAGCUGAGGAAGAGCGUGUUGUUGGGAAUAUCUGCGGCUAGAGUUGGUGUUUACAAACGAGUAAUCAUUUAUAUGAAAGCAUGGAAGCGGCUGUUUCAGUACCGUGGGCAGACCAUUGUUAGCCUGCCUUCUGUGUUCGCUUGAAGUUUUUGUUUCAAGUUUUCAUCUUGUUAUAAAUUUGUCAGUAAUAUAUAUGUACUGGCAUGAUCCGCUUCUGAUCUUGU
Juglans regia (Persian walnut) is the source of this 468-nucleotide messenger RNA. RefSeq lists its product as uncharacterized. The transcript has a single exon. The record is from RefSeq and is a predicted model, not a curated record. Lineage: Eukaryota; Viridiplantae; Streptophyta; Magnoliopsida; Fagales; Juglandaceae. The coding region runs from base 50 to 388 and encodes 112 amino acids.